Mya arenaria is the source of this 1280-nucleotide messenger RNA. RefSeq lists its product as uncharacterized. The transcript is spliced from 2 exons. Gene Ontology annotation, molecular function: ubiquitin protein ligase activity. The record is from RefSeq and is a predicted model, not a curated record. Lineage: Eukaryota; Metazoa; Mollusca; Bivalvia; Myida; Myidae. Bases 3 to 1073 code for a protein of 356 amino acids. Gene Ontology annotation, biological process: protein polyubiquitination; proteasome-mediated ubiquitin-dependent protein catabolic process.
UGAUGAAAACCCGACUUGAGGCCAUACGGACGGUCCUGACUUCCGGUGACGUCUCGGUGAACCAGCGGUAUGUAACGGCAAGGCGAGGCAUGAAGGAGCUACGGGGGAUUCAUGAUGAUAUGUGGAAGAUGCCUGGUAGGAUGAAGGCCCGGAAGUACCAGUUAACAAAGGACGCGGACACAGAGCGACUGCUGGGAUCAAAAAUGGGCAUUGGAACACUGGACGUGGCGGGGGAGUUUCAAAAGAAUAUUCCAGUUCCUGACCUCUCUACUGUCACAUGGAAAAUUGAAGCAGAAAUCAACGUCAGCGCGUCACAAGACCAAGAAACCUUUGUUAAUAGCAUCGCCCUGCCCUCUCCAGGGGUCUUCCUCCUGUCUGACUAUAAUAACAACUGUGUCAAACUGAUGGACGUCACCACCCGUAACGUCACAUCCCGCCUCCAGCUGCCAGGCACGCCAUGGGACGUGUGUGCACUCCCUGAUGACCAGGCCGCCGUCACUCUCCGGGAUAAGUCCAUGAUACAUCUGCUGUCUACAAAAGGAGGGCAGUUGUUACGUGGAAAGGAAAUUAAAGUUUCAUCUAAUGGUCGUGGUAUUGGGUAUUACAACAAUAGAUUAUACGUGUCUUACGAAUCUAACCCGCGUAUUGAAGUGAUGACAUUGGAUGGUCAUAUUAUCAGAACAUUCCAAACAGAUGAUGGGAGACAAACUUUCCAACGCCCACUAUACCUGUCUGUGUCAGCUACUACACCACCGACCCUGUAUGUGUCUGACUACAAUGCACACACCGUCCACCAGCUGUCUCUAGACGGGAAGGUCCUAAGAGAGUACAGUGAUAAGAAGCUCGAAUAUCCCUAUUCCGUGGUGGCGGUAGAUCCGGGUCAGCUGCUCGUGUGUGGGCCGACCAGUCACAACGUGAUGCUGCUGACGGAGAGGGAUGGCACGAUGACGGAAGUACUGGGACAGAAGGACGGACUGACCUUUCCCUGCUCCAUGUCCUUCUGUCCCAACACCCGUACAAUAGUUGUCGGGAUGUUCCGUAAUGACUCAUUGAAGGUGUUUAAUGCAAACUGACUGUGUUUCUUCAUAAGUCGUGAUUGUUGUUUCUUCGGAAGAAAUAACAAUGCAUUCAAUAAUCUUUAAACAAUUGAAAAGUAAAUGCAAUAACAUUUAUUUUACAAUUGAGCUUGCGGUUUUGAUUUGUUGAAACCUUGUGUUAUCAAACUGAACAACCAUUUAUAUUAAAUGGCAUGUACAAUAUAUUGAAAAUAUAUUAAGUUU